Messenger RNA from Triplophysa rosa, 394 nucleotides. RefSeq names its product gamma-aminobutyric acid type A receptor subunit beta2b (gene gabrb2b). Gene Ontology annotation, cellular component: membrane. The coding region runs from base 14 to 394 and encodes 126 amino acids. The transcript is spliced from 4 exons. Gene Ontology annotation, molecular function: extracellular ligand-gated monoatomic ion channel activity. Gene Ontology annotation, biological process: monoatomic ion transport. The record is from RefSeq and is a predicted model, not a curated record. NCBI's taxonomy places the organism in Eukaryota, Metazoa, Chordata, Actinopteri, Cypriniformes, Nemacheilidae.
ACACCGCUCCUGGAUGCUGCGCUGGAAUAUGUGCGCAUGCGCACCACUCUGGAAUUACUGCACAGCGCACUCUAAGUUGGAUCUUCCCCGUCUUGACGGAAACCAGAAAACAUAUAAAAGUAUGACGAUCUAUAGAAUAAUAAAAAUGAGCUUUAUUCGUGUCUGGACGUUUCCCGUGUUAGUGGCCGUGGUGUGUGCGCAGAGCGUUAAUGAUCCAAGCAAUAUGUCACUUGUGAAAGAAACUGUCGAUAGACUAUUAAAAGGAUAUGACAUUCGCCUGAGGCCAGAUUUUGGAGGUCCCCCAGUUGGAGUGGGGAUGAAUAUAGACAUAGCCAGCAUAGACAUGGUCUCAGAAGUUAAUAUGAUCUUGUUAGCAGUGGCGGUUCUACAUUGA